UUUGUCAGGCUGUCAGGCUGUCUAGUCACAGAGGAAGGCUGUGCUUCUCUGGUCUCAGCUCUGAGGUCAAACCCCUCACACCUGAGAGAGCUGGACCUGAGUAACAAUGACCUGAAGGAUUCAGGAGUGAAGCUGCUCUCUGCUGGACUGGGGAAUCCCCACUGUAAACUGGAGACUCUGAGGCUGUCACGCUGUCUAGUCACAGAGGAAGGCUGUGCUUCUCUGGUCUUAGCUCUGAGGUCAAACCCCUCACACCUGAGAGAGCUGGAUCUGAGCUACAAUCACCCAGGAGUCUCAGGAGUCAGACUGCUCUCUGCUAGACUGGAGGAUCCACACUGCAGACUGGAGAAACUCAAUGUGGAACAUGGUGGAGAGUACACAAUGAAACCUGGGCUGAGAAAAUAUGUCUGUGAUAUCACACUGGACCUAAACACAGUAAACAGACUCCUCUCUCUGUCUGAGGAGAACAGAAAGGUGACAUGUAGGAGAGAGAAGCAGCCGUAUCCUGAUCACCCAGAGAGAUUUGAGGGCUGGCAGCAGGUGCUGUGUAGAGAGGGUCUGACUGGGCGCUGUUACUGGGAGACAGAGUGGAGUGGGAGAUGGGCUGUUAUAGGAGUGACAUAUAAAGGAAUCAGCAGGAGAGGAGGGGGUGAUGACUGUUGUCUUGGAGACAAUGACAAGUCCUGGUGUCUGUUCUGCUCUGACAACAGUUACUCUGCCUGUCACAAUAAUAAUCACACUACUAUAGACGUCCCCUCCUCCAGCUCCCACAGAGUAGGAGUGUAUCUGGACUGGCCAGCCGGCACUCUGUCCUUCUAUAGAGCCUCCUCUGACACAUUGACCCACCUGUACACAUUCACCUCCACAUUCACUGAGCCCCUCUAUCCAGGGUUUUGGGUUGAUGAUGUUGACUCCUCAGUGUCACUGAAAUAAAAACCUGACAGACACACA
Messenger RNA from Salvelinus fontinalis (brook trout), 951 nucleotides. Its product is annotated as stonustoxin subunit beta-like. NCBI's taxonomy places the organism in Eukaryota, Metazoa, Chordata, Actinopteri, Salmoniformes, Salmonidae. Gene Ontology annotation, molecular function: protein binding. The record is from RefSeq and is a predicted model, not a curated record. The transcript is spliced from 4 exons. Bases 382 to 933 code for a protein of 183 amino acids.